AUGGCAACGAAGGUGGACCCUGAGUUGAUCUUCACGAAACAGGAACGUAUUGGCAAAGGCUCCUUUGGAGAAGUGUUCAAGGGCAUAGACAACCGCACCCAGCAAGUGGUGGCUAUCAAGAUCAUCGACUUGGAGGAAGCCGAAGAUGAAAUUGAGGAUAUCCAGCAAGAAAUCAUGGUGUUGUCGCAAUGCGACUCACCUUUCGUCACCAAAUAUUUUGGUUCCUAUCUCAAAGGCACCAAACUAUGGAUUAUUAUGGAAUAUUUGGGUGGGGGUUCAGCCCUGGACCUGAUGAAAGCUGGCAGUUUUGAAGAAAUGCACAUUGCUGUGAUUUUACGUGAAGUACUGAAAGGUUUGGAUUACCUCCAUUCAGAACGCAAACUUCAUCGUGAUAUCAAAGCGGCAAAUGUGUUGCUCAGUGAAAUGGGUGAUGUUAAAUUGGCAGAUUUUGGAGUUGCUGGCCAACUCACAAAUACCACCAGCAAACGUAACACCUUUGUUGGUACACCUUUCUGGAUGGCUCCAGAAGUUAUUAAGCAGUCUGCGUAUGAUUCAAAGGCAGACAUCUGGUCAUUGGGUAUUACAGCCAUAGAACUUGCCAAGGGUGAACCCCCUAACUCGGAACUGCAUCCCAUGCGAGUUCUGUUCCUUAUCCCUAAAAACAACCCCCCUCAGCUGACUGGCAACUACACCAAACAAUUUAAAGAGUUUGUGGAAGCUUGUCUCAAUAAGGAUCCUGAAAAUAGACCAACAGCAAAGGAACUGCUUAGGUUUCCUUUCAUUAAGAAAGCCAAGAAAAAUUCAUACCUCAUUGAUUUAAUUGAUAGAUACAAGAAAUGGAAGUCUCAGCGUAGUGAAGAGAGUGAAACGGAGUCAGAAAACUCAGAUUCUGAGGAAGCAAAACAAGAUAGCGAUUUAGAUGAACCGUGGAUAAUGACAGUAAAGGGUCCCCAUUCUGUUAAGCCACCAAGUGAUGACACUCCUAAUCAUAAGAUUCCCCAGAAGGCCCAAAAUGGAUCUGGCCCUCCUCAGAAUAAGUCUCCACCAAAGGAUUCAAAUUUGAAUCAUUACCGCAGUGAGAAGGCUACUCCUUCUCGACCACAUUCGGCAGCACCUGCGGCUCCUGCUCCUGUCGAUAAUCGUAAAGAUAAGGAGAAAGCUCCAAGAGGCAAUGGGAGGGAAACUCCCUUGGAUCACCGAGGGGAACCUGCUGGGGCAGCUGAUCCUUUGGCCGAUCGCCCACGCAACAGGCGAUCAGUGGCUGAACCCGAGACGAACAGUAAAGUGUCCUCUUCUCAACGUUCACCUUGCUUGACAAGUACUAUCUAUCCUCUUAUAUCAGAGUUGCAACGUAGACACCAGUACAAGUCUCGUGGGCCUGAAUCGGCUCACAAGACAGAUGCUGCAGAAGAACUGAAAAACGCCUUCGAGCUGGCCGAACGAUCCAGUCCUGGCAUUUCACAGCUGCUGGUUCGGGAACUCUUGGCCCGUCUUCUUCCAGCAGCAGAUGCUAGGCUUAUAGCUGCCAUGGACAAGCUGGACAGAGAUGCUUCGUAGAAGCCAGGGACAGCAGAUGCCAGACUGACUGUAGGAAGUGGCUGUAGUGCGAUGCAGGCUUUCGUCUGGACCUCUUUGUUUGCCCUCUAGGUCUUGACUGGUGUAUGUUGAUCUUCAUCCAUUACGAACACUUCCAACCUUGCAUGCAGAGGGCUAUCUAGUGUCAUGUAGUGGUUGCUGAGGUCUAGGUCAUAUGACGCUUUGCCAGAUUCUUCUUUCCCCUCACUGACCGUUGCUGAAAGUGCUGGCAGUAGGUUGGAAGUAGAGCCAUGCUGGCUUAGGGGGUUGGAAAACCUCCUACCCUGAUUGUAGAAUUUUGUAUUGUUCCUGUAAUUGUUUCUUUGUAUCCAUUGUGGCUUCCUAGUAAUUUUUUACUUCAAUUUUUUAGACUUGUAACUGAAUUGUGAAGAAAUUCAACUUCCCUGUUUGUGUUCUGUCCAGUUGAUUAUGUUUGAGGGUGACUGAUUGACGAGUGUGUGGGUCUGCCAUUGAGGUUCAGCUGAGGCAGCUGGUUACCCGGUUUCUGUAUCUGGUACAUUUCUCCGUUGUACCGCACAGGACAAUACAGGACUUGUAGCUCUGCAGAUAAUUUUCUAGGUUCUGCCUCAGACCCCAUUCCAGGGUUGUGUGGCAUAGUUUUCUUGUAUUUAUAUUGCGCUCUAAUUGAACCCAAGCGUAAGGAGUCUCCUGAUUGGAGCUCCAGUUGUGUGUGUGUGUAUAUAUGUACAUGUGGCAUGCUAACUUGUAGGGAGACUUGUCCAUAUUUUUUCUUGAUUACAAGAAUGUAUUUUUUUAGAUGUGUAUAUACAUAUAUAAAAAUAUAUAUAUAUAUAUAUAUAUAAAUAAAAUCUAUAUACAUUUAUUCGGUUUAGUGAAUCUGGUGAUUAGGGGUAUCACCAAUACGAUUCACAUUUACUAAGGACAGAUAACUGGACACUAACAGUUGCCAGAAUAACUUUCAUGGCUUAGAAGUGCUCUUUUCAGGAGUUAAAAAACACAUUAAGAAUUGCAGGAUGUCCUUCAUUCUAGGGUAUGCAAGCAGAAUAUGCUUGUGCUCACAUUUAGUAUUUAAACCAGCAUUCCUUGUAUUCAUUUUGAAAGGCCAUCUCCCCACAGUUUUAAGAUUAGUGAUUUCCAUAAUGUAAGGACCUUGUACAAGUCUUGCUGCUCUAGCUCCGUAGUGAGCAGUAGAGCCAGAGCCAGGGCCAGGGAGCCGUGCUCCUGUGGUCGGCCACUUCCAGUAUUAGUGCCCAUUGAGUGCUGAGGUGGUGUUAUGUAAAUAGGUAUAUAUCCAGUGUGUUGAGGACUGCACAUCUCUUGUACAUGAUUUUGUGGUUGAAAACAAGGAAGUAAACUAGUUUACUCAAGUAAAUUGUGGUGAUUGUUCUGUAUGUAAAAGAAAAAUAAUUAAGGAGUUAUGCAAUUGCUGUGAUAAUUGUGCAAAUUUACAAAACAGAAUGUUGGUCAUCUAAUACAGCCUAAUUUACAGUAAUAUUUUUCUUCGUAAUGCAAAUGCAUCUGUGAACUGCAUUUGAAACUAACAAGCAUUAAUUAGUGCAAAUGUUCAUGUGCAGCUCAUGUGCAUUCAGAUACCCUGGCAGUGAGUUCAUCAAAUCAAAUGCUUUAAUAUUCAAUGUUGAGAAAUCUUGUAAACUAAUGAUUGUUGAAUUUUGAUUGUUUAAGUUUCUUCUCCAUAGGAGAUGUUCAGGUAUGGUUAGUAAUUUGUAGUAAAGUGUCGUUUUAACACCUGUACAGUUCAUUACUUGGGUGAAUGACUUCUGUAUCCAGGAAUGAGGCUGAAUAAUUCAUGAAAAAUAUAUUCUUCAGUAUGAGAUUGGUUGUACAGCAGAUUCAAAUACAAUAAAAGAAAUAAACUCUGUGUAUUACUUACUGGUUUUAUAAGGUUCUAUUUCCUUGCCUAUUAUUCAUGGGCAACAAUUGUUCAAGAUGUUUUAGUGAAGAAACAAGAAAAAUCAUAUAACUAUUGUAUGGGAAUGCAUUGUUAUGUUUUUAUAAUCAAUGUUUGAGUGAGACGGAUGUGUGUAAAUUACCUGUUGAUUCAAAUUAACUGUUGAAUUUAUUAGGAAGGGUUUAUUGAUUACUGCAUCUGAAGUUAAUUGUAAAUUGUUUUCAUAACAUUCAAUGUUAAGGUAGUUAAUGUUGCAAAUACACUCGUAAUUUAAAAAAAACAACAAAAAACUCUUGACUCAAUACUAUUUCAAUAAGGACUGUGAUGAUUACCUUCUUUGUCAAAUACAAAAUACUGUUGCAAGACAUCACAUAUUUGCAUUUCCCAAUACAUCUUUGAUACCCAGAGGGAAACAAAUAUCUUUAGGCAAAUAAUGUUCUUAGUUUAAUUGUUAACAUCUUUUGUUGGUUGCUAGAAAAUAUUGAAAUUAAAGUAUUUGAACACUACCUUACUACAGUAAAAUUUAAAGAUUUACUGAAUGAAGAUCAGAUGAUUCCCUUUACAAAGUAUUUCCAUCACAGUUUUUAAGUCGAUUAAGCACAUGUAAGAAAAGUUCAUUUAUUUCAAAUUUCUUAUUGUUAUGUGUCCUUUUAGGUAAGAACCCAGACAGCUUACUCAGAAUGUUAACUAAUAAAGUGACUUUCAUAGUCAAAUAAAGUUAUCACAUAGUAUUUAACGUACAUACUCCCUAAUGUCUGUUAAAUGUUUUUUUGAUAUUGAGUUUGAAUUAAGUUGGAAGCUUCAUUUCUCAUCUGAUUGUUUAACAGAUCGUUUGCGGAGUAUUGUGUCAUUAUCUUCAGAUUCAGUGGUGCUUGGAUUUUCUGUCUCCUCGUCAGAAGGCAGGGUUGCUGAAGCAAUUUUGGGUAUGGGCUGUGCAAGUUGUUCUUCGUCCUCAAUGACAAUAUCCAAUUGCCUAAUCAUCCAAUGAAAGAAAGCAAGAAUGGAGAAGGAGAAGGCCAGUGGCACAGAGGCACCACGAAUCCACCCCCAAAUGUUAGUAGUUGUGGGCUAGCGGGAGAGGCGGAUUCUACCUACGCCGGGCGAGGGAAGUGAGAGGCGGGGGUCGCGUUACUCGUAUGCCUCGUCGGUGACGGUGAAGGGCUUCGGCGUGGGCAGCGCCCCCGCGUCCACUACCACCACCGGCUGCAGCGGCCGGUCGUCGGCGUCCGUCGGCGUGUUCUCGAUCUUGUGCACGACCGCCAUCCCGUCCACCACCCUUCCGAAAGCUACAUGGAUAUUGUCCAGCCAUGGUGUAGGUACCGUUGUGAUGAAGAAUUGACACCCGU
Molecule: messenger RNA, 4812 nt
Organism: Gryllus bimaculatus (two-spotted cricket)
Lineage: Eukaryota; Metazoa; Arthropoda; Insecta; Orthoptera; Gryllidae
Source: the annotation of a GenBank genome assembly